AUGGAAAUUGGGCCACGGCCAGUGGACUACGACGGCAGUGGGCGCCCAAUCAUUUCCAAUUCCAAUGAGGAUGGAUACCUUGUUGGUGAGAGGGAGGGUGAAGUGAAGUAUGAUUUAGGAACUCCAUCUCGUCCGCUGCGUCAGGGCCCAGUUGAAGACGAUAAUAACACAGUACCGUCUCCUUUGCAGCCCACGUUGGAACAUGCGGACAUCGCAAUGCUCACUAUUGAUUGGCAGCACUACUUAGUCACCGCCAUUUCCAACAUUGAACGCCACUUGGCUUCGGUGGAGAGCAGACUAAAUGCUAUUGAUCGCCGAGUAGCCGUGCUAAAGGAUGCUGUCCUCGGGCAACGGGAACCUACCGCUUCUGCGACGGCGUUCUGCAUAGCGAUGUGCCAGGUUUCGCCGUCUAAAUCGUGUUUGGACGAGGAACAACUCGAAGAAAAUCAAUAUUGGGAGCAUACGGUAAUUUAUAUAUUAAUACAAGUACAUCGGCGUACAGUUAGUAUGGAGCAACUUUAG
Messenger RNA from Dibothriocephalus latus, 522 nucleotides. The record is from the annotation of a GenBank genome assembly. Lineage: Eukaryota; Metazoa; Platyhelminthes; Cestoda; Diphyllobothriidea; Diphyllobothriidae.